AGUUUAUCAUUCUGUCGUGUCUUGUUGUAAGAACUGAUAAGCACAUAAUCACAUUAAGUUAAAGGGUUUUUAAAAAAAAAUAACUUGAAUAUUGGAUACUGUUCCGAAAAUAUUUUAUUCACAAAUUUAUUUAUUAAUUAAUAAUUACAGUCAUGCUUGUUUUGGCUUACGCUAUUUUCUUGGCAAAUUGUAUCAUGCUUUUAAAUGGAAAACAAUACGUAGGCCGUCAGCCUAUUUGUGGCCACGAUCUCUUUCCAAAUCCCAUCAGAAGUACAGGAAUAUGCUGCGAUAUUUGCCCAGCGAAUCUCGAAGGAAAGAAAUUCAAGAUUAAAGUCGUACAAAACAACAAAUUUUGGCAUUUCGACGGAGGUCAUACUGUCUUGAAAGCAGUUACGUCACUUUGGCAACCAAACGAUGCUUUUGUCAAAUUCAUGUUUGAGAAACAACCAGAUGGAUCAUACAAAAUUAAGUCCGUUGCAAUGCCUUCUAUCUAUAUGUACGAUGGCUAUGGUGUACCUAAUGCACAUGGGCAGGUUCUAAACGGUAACGACCAAACCGAGGACUACCACAUGCGUUACAUCGUUUCCAGAGACGGAUCGAACUAUAGGAUACAAACAAAAGCUACUAACCGAUAUGUUCGGUUAGACCCAGACCAAUACGUUUCAUCUAAGCACAACAUAAUUGAUGACAGGUCAUUAUUUGAGUUGAUGGAGGUGGUGUAACGUUUCCUUUAUAAUGCAGUUGUUCAUAUUUCAUGAACGGAAAUAUUGGCUUUACGUCAUUUAUUAUUAUUAUUAUCAUUAUACCAGAUUUAUAUUUAUCCGGAAUAUUUAGAAAAAGCCUGGAUUCUGAAUGCGGAAUGAACAUCAUUUUAUGAUUUCAUUGUUUCGAAGCCCCAAAAAGGGUUAAUCCUUUUAUUCAAUUUCUAGACUGAUAAACGUUUUACAAACUUACAUAUAUGCAUUCACAUCUUGUGCAAUUAAUAUUCAAGAAUCGUUGACUUUAACGAUGUUACUAUAUGAAAUCUAACAUAUGAAAUUGUGAUGUUCUAUGAUAUUGAUAUUUAGCAAAUAAAACAAAAACAACAUAUUUAAAAUAUCAUGCAAAAGCAAAUAAUGAGUUUGCGCUGUAUAGAAAUAGGUAUAUCUCAUUUUCUGUAUUGCGAAUUAAUUACAUAUUAAUAGUACAGAGUAUAAAUAGGAAAACAUAAACAAAAAGACUCACUCAACCACUGGACAGUCCCAAAAAGAUGUUCUUUAUUUCUCUGCCAUUUUUACAAAAAGUACAAUUUGAAUUGUCUUUAAAACAUAUUUGAACAGAAUGUCAUUUGUUCCUAAGAUUCUAUGAACUAUUCUGUAUUGAAACCAUGACGUCUUAUGUAAUUUUACAAGGAAGAAAAAAUAUCACUUUUCUUCUUUGAAUUAAAUCACAAGGUUUUGCUCCCAUUACAAUUUACAUGAAGGUUCAUGUAUAUUUGUCUUUAAUAUGUUAUACAUUGGCUAAGACCCUUUCGGAUAUUCAAAGAUAUUACUGAAAAUUGGUGGAACAAAUGGUCGUAUUACUUGCUUCUCAAAUGUAUAAUUCUUAUAACAUAACCAGAGUCCACAGACAUACCUUCACAUGUAAAAUUCUGUUUGUUAUUGAUUAGAAUUUAUUAAUUUACAACCAUUUCAUACAGUUGUUAAGGUGUAUACUUACUUGAGUCUACAGUAUUUAAAGGCAGCUAUUGCAGCAAAAACCGCAACACCAGGAACACUUAUUGAAACCGCCAAUGCUGUAAACACAUGGUUAAAUUGAUUUUGGUUAACAUGUACUAUUCUGUUUGACAUCCGUUUAAGUGAAAAUGCGUCUGAAAUUCUAGUAAAAAGAUGUCUAAGUACAA
Messenger RNA from Mercenaria mercenaria, 1882 nucleotides. RefSeq lists its product as uncharacterized. NCBI's taxonomy places the organism in Eukaryota, Metazoa, Mollusca, Bivalvia, Venerida, Veneridae. The transcript has 3 exons. The coding region runs from base 153 to 722 and encodes 189 amino acids. The record is from RefSeq and is a predicted model, not a curated record.